AUGGACAAAUCCGGUGAUGAUGGCUAUGGAGGGGCUGGAGGGGCAAGCGACAAUGAGGGUCAGAACCACCUAGAGGUAGUAUUCUACCCGGACUCCAAUCAUCGCCGCAAGUCUUCCCUCGUUACGAUGGAUAAGCCGAAGGUCCGACCUCAUCCAGCCCAGGACGACAAGACGACCGCGUGCUAUGUUCACUCUCUCAUCGCGGGCGAAUGGACCGCUCCCCCUCACAACCCGAAAGACACAGAAGAAGUUAUCCGGACAAUAAAAGAUGACGAGAACCAGCCUCCAAUAUCCGACCCAACGGCGGCGAAUGCAGAAGAUCUGGUCUCGGUGGUGGAUGGCGAUCACACAAGCGCCCUCAAACCAUCCCCGACAAUCAUCCAAUCUCGCCAUCUAACAAAAAGACAGCUAUCAGACAUGGCUUGGAACGUGCGAAAGCUCUCCAAGAAGCUCGGUAGCAUCAAACUCAAGCUCACAGUCAAGAACGUCUUCGUGGUCUGCAAGGUUCAGGAUGAGUCACUCGUCAGCCUGACGCGCAAGGUCACACAUUGGCUUCUCUCCAAGGACCGAGACUCCCAGUACGUGGUGUAUGUUGAGCGUCGACUUGAAACACAUCCAGAUUUUGGGGCGCUGCAGCUGGUAGAAGAGGAGCCUUCGGCAGAAGGCCGGCUCAAAUACUGGGACCCCAAACUUGCGCAGCAGCAACCACAUCUGUUUGACUUUGUAGUCACACUGGGUGGUGAUGGCACCGUUCUUUACACUAGUUGGCUAUUCCAGCGGAUCGUACCGCCUGUUCUUUCCUUUGCGUUAGGCUCAUUGGGAUUCUUAACGAACUUCGAUUUUGCAGACUAUCAAAAAGCGCUCGAGAAUGCGCUGCGAGAUGGUGUUGUCGUCAGCCUGCGACUACGAUUCGAAUGCACGAUAAUGCGAAGUAAGGCGCGACAGAAAGAUCCGCAGUCGAAGACAUUGGCAGAUCGCGACUUAGUUGAGGAACUCAUUGGCGAAGAAGGGGAGGAUACAUUGACGCAUACCCCGGACCGAGUGUAUGAGAUAUUGAACGACGUCGUCCUCGACCGGGGGCCAAAUCCAACCAUGUCUCAAAUCGAACUCUUCGGGGACGACGAGCAUUUCACCACUUUACUUGCCGAUGGCAUCUGUAUUGCGACCCCCACCGGCUCGACUGCUUACAAUCUCGCCGCUGGCGGAUCUCUUUCACAUCCCGAGAACCCUGUCAUUCUGGUCACUGCCAUCUGUGCCCAUACGCUCUCCUUCCGGCCCAUUAUUCUACCAGACACGAUUGUUCUGCGGAUGGGUGUGCCGUACGAUGCACGCACGAGUUCAUGGGCUAGCUUUGAUGGACGUGAGAGGGUCGAGUUACACCCAGGCGAUUAUGUGACUGUCUCAGCCUCCAGGUAUCCCUUUGCCAAUGUCUUGCCCCCUGGAGGGCAAGGCGAGGGCUGGGUGCACAGCAUCUCCAAAACUCUGAAUUGGAAUUCGCGACAGAAGCAGAAGAGCUUCAAGUAG
This is a messenger RNA of Penicillium brevicompactum, 1524 nucleotides long. Its product is annotated as putative NAD+ kinase. Gene Ontology annotation, molecular function: NAD+ kinase activity. The transcript has 5 exons. NCBI's taxonomy places the organism in Eukaryota, Fungi, Ascomycota, Eurotiomycetes, Eurotiales, Aspergillaceae. Gene Ontology annotation, biological process: NAD+ metabolic process; NADP+ biosynthetic process. The record is from RefSeq and is a predicted model, not a curated record. The coding region runs from base 1 to 1524 and encodes 507 amino acids.